UUAUUUCUUCUCUCUUUUUCAGGAGUCCAAGGACCCUUUGGCAUUCCAGGGCAGGAUGGACUUCCAGGGCCUCCUGGGAUUUCCAAUAUAUCGGGAUAUCCAGGCGAUACAGGUUCCCCAGGUUUAGAUGGAGUGCCAGGUUAUCCAGGACUACACGGGCAGCCUGGAAUACCAGCUCCACCGGGAAGCAAGGGAGAAAGUGGGCGAGCAGGUGUGAGCGGACAAGCUGGCCCCAAAGGGGCAAGAGGUGAUCCUGGAUUACCAGGGAGACCUGGGAUUCCUGGUUAUCCCGGACCAAAAGGUCGUAAGGGUGAACAAGGUGUCAUUGGCUUUAUUGGCACAGUAGGAUUUCCGGGUGAUUUGGGACCCAUUGGACCCAAGGGGGAUAGAGGACUUACUGGCUUUCAGGGCCCUCCAGGCUCUCCUGGGUUGCCACCAAUUCCUCCAAGGCUGGUUGCUGAGCAAGGUUCACCAGGUCCCCGUGGAAAUGUAGGACCUCAGGGAAGUCCGGGUGAUACAGGACCUCAAGGUCCACCAGGAGAUCCAGGUCUCAGAGGCUUACCUGGAGAACCAGGACUCCAGGGCAGAGGUGGCAUUCCAGCUCCUCCUGGAUCCAGAGGUGAACAAGGAGCAAUGGGGUUUCAAGGUCCAGUGGGAUUUGAAGGCCAGCCAGGCCGCCCUGGUAGCCCCGGGCUGCCAGGUAUGCCAGGUCGCAGCGUUAGUAUUGGCUACCUGCUGGUGAAGCACAGCCAGUCUGACCAAGAGCCAAUGUGCCCGAUUGGCAUGAACAAACUCUGGAGUGGCUACAGCCUCCUGUACUUCGAGGGGCAAGAGAAAGCACACAACCAGGACCUAGGGCUGGCUGGCUCAUGCUUGGCUCGUUUCAGUACGAUGCCAUUCCUCUACUGUAACCCUGGGGAUAUUUGUUAUUAUGCAAAUCGAAAUGACAAAUCCUACUGGCUCUCAACUACAGCACCCCUUCCAAUGAUGCCUGUGGCAGAAGAAGAAAUUAGGCCAUAUAUCAGCCGCUGCUCUGUUUGUGAGGCCCCAGCUGUGGCAAUUGCUGUCCAUAGCCAAGAAGCUUCUAUUCCUCGCUGCCCCGAAGGCUGGCGCAGUUUAUGGAUUGGAUAUUCCUUCCUUAUGCACACUGCGGCCGGUGAUGAAGGUGGAGGACAGUCGCUGGUAUCUCCUGGAAGCUGCCUGGAAGAUUUCAGGGCUACUCCUUUCAUCGAGUGCAAUGGGGCACGUGGAACCUGUCAUUACUUUGCCAAUAAGUACAGCUUCUGGCUCACUACGAUCGACCAGUCCUUCCAAAGCAAGCCCUCAGCAGAUACACUCAAGGCAGGACUCAUCCGAAGCCACAUCAGCAGAUGUCAAGUCUGCAUGAAGAAUUUAUAGAAGCCUUUUAUAGCGUAAGGAACCUGCUUACCAUCUAGUACUUGUACAGUGAAACCUUCUAGGAUGUUUAAACAUUUGAAUAAAUCAUGUUGGUGCUUAUUUUUUUUUAACUUAUUACCUCAAAAGCGGAACGGAAAGUUAAUUUUUAAAAGCGUAUAAAAGCAAACUAAGCAUAACACAAGUUAAGUUGAAUACACAGACCUGGUGCUGUGUUCUGCUAUACAGUACGUAUAUAUAUGUUGUGCUACUCUAACAGAUGUUGCAAAUACUCACGCCUUUGAAACACAAGAAACUUUGAGAAAUAAAAGCUUACCAUGGUCGGAUACCCACUGCAUUUACCUUAAGAUAAUAUAUACAUGUCUUCUAUCAUGGUAUUUGUCACAACACUAAACACUAACAGCUACAGCUCCAACAACUGACACACUGAUCACACUGAGCAUUAAAGCCUUGCGUAAUUCUGACGUGGAAGGUGCUUACAUCCAGCAUUAAAACCUGACUUCUGUGACUGUUUUAUGAUCGGGCAUCUCCAACACACUCAGAGCAAUCAGCUUUUUACUGUAUUUGUGGGGGGGUAUUAAGCCUCACAAUUUCCUAGCACUUCAUCACUAGAAACAGAGAAGCCCACAGUUGAGUGACCACAAAAUGCAGUCUCUUCCUGUGUUAUUUAGGAGACUAUACGAUAAUCAUCAGCAUAUUGUUUUGUAAGCCUGGCCAUUUUUUUUCUAGAUGUGCUCUCAGACUUUGGGUUUGAAUGUUGGGUGCUCCACAGUGGAACCAGGAGUUGGGCUUGGAGAUACUUAUGGGUCCCUCCCAACUCUGGCUGUUCCAUGGUUCUGUGAUUACAAAGGUCCGCCGUGUUGUGGGCAUUCACCUGUGUGAUGCUAUUCACAGCACUGAGUGGUUUUGCACUGCAGCGCUUCCCCUCUGAAAGCAGCCCACUCACCACAGGUAGUGACCGUGUGCUGCUGCAACUCCUCCAAAGCCAGAGUCCCUCCUUGUGAAAGCAAAGGGGAAGGAAGCAGGACAUUAUUUGGCACCAUCUCUUCCCAUAAAGAACUGUGUCACUGCACGCCAGGCUUGGGAAAUGCCCCAAAUAACCAGCUCUUCCCUU
Coturnix japonica (Japanese quail) is the source of this 2509-nucleotide messenger RNA. The record is from RefSeq and is a predicted model, not a curated record. Lineage: Eukaryota; Metazoa; Chordata; Aves; Galliformes; Phasianidae.